This is a messenger RNA of Bacidia gigantensis, 696 nucleotides long. RefSeq lists its product as uncharacterized. Bases 1 to 696 code for a protein of 231 amino acids. The record is from RefSeq and is a predicted model, not a curated record. Lineage: Eukaryota; Fungi; Ascomycota; Lecanoromycetes; Lecanorales; Ramalinaceae. The transcript has 2 exons.
AUGUCCCAACAAGUAUUCGCUAUGCCGUCGGCUUCGGCUAGAUCGAAGGGUCAAGCCUUGAGGUUUUUGAACCCUCAGAAAGCAAGUAGCCGGCGUAGAGAUCGUAAAGAUCUUUGGCGUCAGAAGCAGCGACAGCCUUCCGCGACAUCAAUAGGCAACUUUGAUUCAAAUAGGACAAUAGAGGCGCAAUCCGAUUUGUCAAAGGCGGACUCUUUAGUUGAUGACAGACCGACUCAUGCGGGCGACGAUCACGAACUACUUUCAUGUCAAGUCCAAACGUCCGAGUGCGAAUCGAAAAUCACGGAUUGUCUACAACAAUGGUUAGACGAUGACGCGUACUGGGAGGGGCUCUCGGAUGCGGAGAGGACAUUUUUGUGGGAAGACUCCUUCGAGUACAUGUCCCAGAACAUUCUCCGACUGCGCGAUCCAAGUUACCGAACGCAGUAUAAAUUGAAAUCACAUGAAAUAAGCAUAUACGACAAUGUCCAUUUUCGGCUAAACGCUAGACUGAUCUAUAAUCACGCUUCAUUCAAGGACUACAGCAUAGCAUGUGAAAUGUUUACUGCAUUCACAGCAUGGCUGCAAGGUAGACUUGGAGAAUACAAAAAAGAUCUAGAAGAACUAGAAGGGGAGCUCGACUUAGGAUUGGAGCUAUGCCAGGAUGCUCUCAGGGGAUCGGACACUCAACAUGUGUGA